CAAUAAUUUUUAUAAUAGACUCCUCUCCUCUCCUCUCCUCUCCCCACCACACCCUACUUCCCCCACAUGAUCAUGGAACCAGAAAAUGGGAUCCGCAGCAGCCAUAGCCAAAUGCUCAAUUUCCUCCUCCAACAAAACACCAAUAACAAGCCCUCUUCCUCCUCCUCCGAUCCCAGUUUCCCCAACUCCUCCUCCUCCUCCUCCUCCCAAUUCUUCCAUCCCCAGUCCCACCACCACUCCUCCUCCGCCGACAACAACCCACCUCCUCCUCCCCAGCAACCCAAGAAGCCGCCGCCGAAGCGGGCGUCCACCAAGGACCGCCACACCAAGGUCGACGGCCGCGGCCGCCGGAUCCGGAUGCCCGCCGCCUGCGCCGCCCGGGUGUUCCAGCUCACCCGGGAGCUCGGCCACAAGUCCGACGGCGAGACCAUCCAGUGGCUGCUCCACCAGGCCGAGCCCGCCGUCCUCGCCGCCACCGGCACCGGCACCAUCCCCGCCAACUUCGCCUCCCUCAACAUCUCCCUCCGCACCUCCGCCUCCUCCACGCUCUCCGCCCCCCACCACCGCACGACGAUCGGUAGCUUCUUCCCCGGCCAAGAUCCUUCUUCUAAUUCCCCGCUCUUCCUCCACGGCGUUCCCACCAAGCACCAUUUCCACGUCGGCGGUGAUGACGUGGCGGCCGGUGCGAGGGUAGAGGAAGGGGAGGAGGAGUCGCGGAAACGCGACGGCGGCAGCGGGGACAAGCAGUUGUUUUCGCUUCAACACCAGCACCAGAUGAUGGCUGCGGCGGCAGGGAGCAUGAGUUACUUGCUGCAGUCGAGCAGCGCCGGGGCGAUACCGGCGGGACAGAGUGGCGGCGGCGGUUUGUUUCCGGGUACGUUUUGGAUGAUGAGCGGGUCGGCUGACCCGAUGGCUGCCUUCCCGUCUUUUGGCGGCGGUGGUCAGUUGGGAGUUCUGGCGACGCUGAAUGGGAACCGCCACGGCGGAGGAGGAGGCGGUGAGGAGCGGCGGGAGGAGGAUUCGACCGCCUAGGUCGAUUUUUUUUUUUUUUUUUUGUCAUAGAUAGUUUGUAAUAGAUAGUUCGUUACAAUGCAUUGGAAAGAUAAAGGCGGUAGUCAACCAUACGGGUUGCUACCGAUGCAAGGGCCAUUUGCGCCACGCGAUGGGCAGCCCUGUUAGUACACCUAGGUCGAUUUGGCCACGGUUUGUUUUAAAUUAAAUUAAUUAAUCAUC
Molecule: messenger RNA, 1233 nt
Organism: Linum trigynum
Lineage: Eukaryota; Viridiplantae; Streptophyta; Magnoliopsida; Malpighiales; Linaceae
Source: the annotation of a GenBank genome assembly